ACGGUUUUUGCGACGGGUUGCUAGCAUCGACAGUUGCAAGAGAUCAGGUUGCAUCGAGCUACUGGCGCGAUGCAGGAGGCGCCGCCGAUGAUCGACGACUCGGUGAAUACGUGCAAGAGCUCGGUCUUCCUGCUGCUGCUGGCGGUGCAGAUCGGCGUGCAGCCUGUCUUGAUGGCGUGGUACGCUGCCGAGGCCACCAACGUCCCGCUGCGCAUCGUCGUCAUCAACGUCAUGAAGGUGGGCCUUGCGCUCGGACCGCUGCUUGUCAGCGGACGCUGCCGGCAAGAGCUCUCGCAGUGGUCUCCGGCAAUUGCGCUGCGCACGACGGUGCUGCCCGCCUGCAUCUACGUCGUUCAAGACUACCUCAACCAGACGGCCGUCAUCUUGCUCGACGGCGUCACGUACAACGUCCUCAACCAGACCAAGAUCAUCUGGACCGCGCUCUUUGUGUACUACAUGCUGGGGAAGCGCCAGUCCCAUAUUCAGCUCGGCGCGCUCGUGCUCCUCGUCGCCUCGGCCGUGCUCAUCGCGGUCGGCGGCCGCUCGGCCAAUGCCGUCGUCGCCGACGAGCUCGCACGCAUCACCGGCAUGACACGUGCCUGCAUUGCCGCCGUGCUCUCGGCGCUCGCCGGCACAAUCAUUCAGAAGGCGCUGCAGCGCGAGGCGCGUGACGCGUACGUCGUCACGAUCGAGCUAGCGGGCAUCAGCAUUUUUACCAACGUCUGGCCCAUUGUGCUCGGCGCGUCGGCGGAGAGCGCGUCACCGCUUUGGGAUGGCUGGACGGGCCUGACGUUGGUGACGCUCUUCAUACAAGCAUGCGGCGGUGUUCUUGUCGGCUUUGUGAUCAAGUACUCGGGCAACAUCAAGAAGAGCUUUGCGGUUGUGCUCGGCUUGCUCUUGACGGCCGUGCUCGAGAGCGUCUGGAACGGCAAGGCAUUUGGGGCACCGGGGUACAUCGCCUCGAUCUGCGUCAUGCUGAGCACGCUCCUGUACACAAAGUACCCGCCAGCGUCACCGAACCCUGUCAAGCCGGGGCACGAGAGUCCUACCGAUGACGACGACGAGACCGAGAGAUAUGGCGACGAUGCUAGUGUGAAGAAGCAGCUCUUGCGGCCACGCGGCGGUCAUCACCGCCAAGUUGCCACGGAAGGCGAUGCAGUUGCGCCAGCCCUCGAGGCCGGUGAGCUCAUUCCAGUCGAUACGCUGCCUGCGCCAAAGGCGUAGCUGCUCUGUACCAUACUGUAUACACGAGGAUCGUAGGCGACGAGUAAGAGUUGUAGGACGCUGCUAAAGUUAUAUAGGAAAACGAGCGUCUCUGUCGGAUA
This is a messenger RNA of Saprolegnia diclina VS20, 1325 nucleotides long. RefSeq lists its product as hypothetical. Gene Ontology annotation, cellular component: Golgi membrane. The coding region runs from base 70 to 1224 and encodes 384 amino acids. The record is from RefSeq and is a predicted model, not a curated record. Gene Ontology annotation, molecular function: pyrimidine nucleotide-sugar transmembrane transporter activity. The transcript has a single exon. Gene Ontology annotation, biological process: pyrimidine nucleotide-sugar transmembrane transport. Lineage: Eukaryota; Oomycota; Saprolegniomycetes; Saprolegniales; Saprolegniaceae.